UGUUUAUUUCACUCUCAAAACUCAUUUUGCCUCUUGCUUUUCAAGUUCGUUCCGUUCACUCUUUUCUUGCAUUUUCAUUAUCAAUGGAGACUCCUGAGUUACUGAACCAGAACUUGCCUCGUGAUGCUCAUAUUGACGGUGACAUCUCAUUGAUGCUUGAGUUUCCAGAAAAUGACAAGUUCUUCAAGAAAAAGAAGAAACUGCUGGAAGACAUGGGUUCUCAUGCAAAUCAUGUAUCCAUUCAUAGCUCUGCAAGUCCUGGUGAACUGGAGUCUUCUUUACUUUUGAUUCUUCAGAGAGCUAGAAUCAUAAACUUGGAUGAGCUGGAACUUUACUUUGGUGGCGAAGAUGUCACGGAUAUGGUAGGCUUUAAUAGUCCAAGGAAUGAGAUGGAAGCCUUGAAUUCAAUUCUUAAAGCCAUUGCUAAGUUGGAUGGAGAACAUCGUUCAACCAACACAUUGGAAGAAUUACGAGUUGCAUCUGUCAACUUGAUUUCUGAGUUGGGAAAGAAAUGUAAAGAGGAGAGCAAAGUUGUUUCUCGAUCUAGCUGUGAGCCAGAGAAAUGUUUACAACAGUGGGGCGAAGACCAAGGUGUGAAGUCACAAUUGGAGAUAUCUUACUUUGAAGGAGCUGGAAGGGGAGCUGUUGCAAGACAAGAUAUGAGAAUUGGAGACAUUGCCUUGGAGAUCCCUUUAUCCAUUGUCAUUUCAGAUGAACUUGUGCAUGAAUAUGACAUGUAUUCCAUUUUGGAAAAGGUCGAGGGCAUGUCAGCAGAAACAAUGUUACUGUUGUGGAGCAUGAAGGAGAAGCACAACUCUGAUUCCAAAUUUAAGUUAUACUUUGAUACACUGCCAGAGGUAUUUAAUACAGGUUUGAGUUUUGGAAUGGAAGCUAUAAUGGCUUUAGAUGGAACCUUGCUGCUAGAAGAGAUUGUCCACGCAAAAGAGCACUUGCGUGCACAAUAUGAUGAAUUAUUUCCAUCCCUAUGCAAUGAUCACCCAGAUGUAUUUCCUCCGGAGCAGUACAGAUGGGACCAGUUCUUAUGGGCUUGUGAACUUUGGUACUCUAAUAGCAUGAAAAUUAUGUUUAGUGACAGAAAACUAAGGACCUGCUUGAUUCCAAUUGCAGGUUUUCUUAAUCAUUCAACUUGUCCACACAUAAUGCACUAUGGAAAAGUAGAUUCCACGACAAAUUCUAUAAAAUUUCCUUUGUCAAGGCCGUGCAAUGCUGGCCAACAAUGUUUUCUUGGCUACGGAAGCUUCUCUAGUUCUCAUCUACUGACCUUCUAUGGUUUUCUACCACAACUAGAUAACUACUAUGAUGUGAUUCCGCUAGGCCAUGUUUUCAUUGCAGAUAUUGACGUUGCAAGUAAUGAAGAUUGUGCAGGCACAGACCCUACAUCUGAUUGGACCUCCCAUAUGGUCCGUGGAACCUGGUUCUCAAAGAAUCAGGGCGUCUUCCAUUAUGGGUUACCACUGCCUUUACUGGAUUGUAUGCGUAGAUCUCGGAAUCCUUCCUUGCAGUCAAUGACACUUACACCAGAGAACUUGGAAAUUGAACUCGAAAUACUUAGGGAUCUUUGUUCUAUGUUUGAAAAGAUGCGGGAUGGACUAGGAGAUCCUGAAUUUGAUAACAGGGAGACCACAAGUUGGGAUGUAAAGCUUGCAGUGGAUUUCAAAGAUUUACAGAGGAGGAUUUUGUCCUCCAUUGUUGCUUCGUGUCAGGCAGGAUGUGAGUUAGUAGUAUGUGAAGUGCAAAGAUACACAUUGUAUUGUAGCGCUACCGAAAGGGAACAACACUGCUGAAGCUGUUCUUCAAGUUUCUGCAUCACAGGGUUGGAUUGGAAUCUCAAGUUGACGCUGUAGUGACAUCGAAAGAAAUAUGAAAGCUUGGAUGAGCAGUCUUCCAUUUUGUAAUAGCAAUGUUGCUAUACCAGACGUAGCAACGGGAAGAACUAUUUUUUAUUGGGAUCUGAUCUUUGAAAUUAUUGUCUUCCACAGAAAUCUCUUGCUCAUACCACCAUGGUCGUUUAUAAAAAUAAUUGGGCUUCUUCCUUAGCUAAAGAAGAUAUUAUCGCAUCAUAAACUGGUCGUUGACAACUAUUCAACAGAGCGAAUGAUUUGUCAUGCAUUUCUAUAAAUUGAAACCCAUUUUCAGAGAUCUGAACACUAUCUUCUUGUAGUUU
Messenger RNA from Solanum dulcamara, 2185 nucleotides. RefSeq lists its product as uncharacterized. Gene Ontology annotation, cellular component: nucleus. Gene Ontology annotation, molecular function: protein binding; protein-lysine N-methyltransferase activity. Bases 84 to 1805 code for a protein of 573 amino acids. NCBI's taxonomy places the organism in Eukaryota, Viridiplantae, Streptophyta, Magnoliopsida, Solanales, Solanaceae. The transcript has 13 exons. The record is from RefSeq and is a predicted model, not a curated record. Gene Ontology annotation, biological process: peptidyl-lysine monomethylation.